Molecule: messenger RNA, 1831 nt
Organism: Solea senegalensis (Senegalese sole)
Lineage: Eukaryota; Metazoa; Chordata; Actinopteri; Pleuronectiformes; Soleidae
Product: GDNF family receptor alpha-4-like
Exons: 8
Coding region: 423-1772 (449 amino acids)
Biological process (GO): nervous system development
Cellular component (GO): signaling receptor complex; external side of plasma membrane
Molecular function (GO): signaling receptor activity
Source: RefSeq, a predicted model, not a curated record
AGCAGCAGCAGCAGCAUCAUCAUCAGCAGCAGCAGCAGCCCGGAGAGGCUUGACAUUUCUAACAUCCAGUGAUUCCUCCAGGAGCGCCGCGUGAAGUCUGGGUCUCACUCUCUCACUCACUCACUCUCUCACUCGGUCAGUGUUCCACACUCGCAGGCGCUGCGUGUUUAUCCACGGCUGCUCCUUCCUUCCUUCCUUCCUUCCUUCCUUCUUUUCAUUUGGGGAUUUGAAACUUGCGGGACUUUACGGUCGCAGGCAGAGAGCAAACGGCGGACAGACGGAGGGACGCAGGGACAGUGAAUGUAGCGGCAGGCUGGGUGUCUGUCUGCGGGUGCGCACAGCGGCUGGACCGGCCGAGGACGCACCAAGUGCCGUCACACAUCUCCUUGUCUUCCGUCCUCGGUGUCCCCAGCAGGACAAAGAUGAUUGUCUUCGGGACUUUGCUGCUUCUUUUGUCCUCAGAUGCGUGGUCAAUAUCAUCACCCGUCUUCCCCUUGGCCUCCGCCCCCACUGACUGUGUGGAAGCCCAUCGUGUGUGCUCAGCUGAUCUCCAGUGCGAGGCUCUGUACCGGGGCUUGGAGCUGUGUGCGGCCGAUGCGGCGGUUUCCCCGCUCGGGGAGCAGGCGGCAGCCGAGUGCCUGGAGAGACAGGACGUCCUGCUGGCCAAACACCCGGCUCUGGUGGCCUGCAAGUGCCAGCGUGGCUUUCGCAAGGAGGAGCAGUGUCUGCGCAUCUACUGGAGGGUUCGCCUGCUGCCAGGGGAAGAUGAGCUUGAAAUGUCUCCCUAUGAUGACACACUGAUGGACACUCGCAUGGCCUCUUUAGUGGCAGCCUCAUCUUUCCUGGACGGUGAGAACCAGUGCCUGAAGGCAGCACAGGACUGUGGCUUGUACGAGAAGUGUGGCUCCCUGCGAUCGGAGUACGUCCUGGCCUGCACCAAACGGAUUCCCGGCUCCAGCCGGUGCAACCAGCACAAGUGCCACCGGGCACUGCGGCGCUUCCUGGAGCGGGUUCCUGAGGAGUACAGUCUGGGUGUUCUGUUCUGCCCCUGCACCAACACACUGUGUGGAGAGAGGAGGAGGAAAACCAUCGUACCGUCCUGCUCCUACCAGGAUAUGGAGGGGCAACAACCCAACUGCCUCCAUCAGCAGAGCUUCUGUCGCCGUGACGACCUCUGCAGGUCCAGACUGGCUGAUUUCCUAAGUAACUGCCAGCCGUCACCGCUGACAGCCAGCGGCUGCCUGAAAGACUCAGCGGGUCUCUGCCUCCGAGCAUAUGCCGGACUCAUCGGUACCAUCAUGACACCAAACUACAUCAGUAACAGCUCUGCUGACGUGUCACUGUGGUGCAACUGUGAAGGCAGCGGCAACCAGUGGCAGGACUGUCUGAGACUGCAGCGGAUGUUCACCCACAACAGCUGCCUGCGUAACUCCAUCAGCUGGAUGGGCAGUCCCGGCUCCCUGCCUGCAGACUUCACCCCCCCUCCUGCUCCCAGACCGUCAGCGUUGGUGCAGCAGGACGUUCUCCUGAGCAACAACCACCUGCCCGAGCACAACAACGUCGUGGUGGAGAGUGAGGAAGAAGAGCAGAUGACACAGAUUGAGGAGGAGAGUGAUGAAGGAGGCCAGUUCGACGUAAUCCCGCUCUACUCUGAGAGAGCGACCGUCUCUAACCUGGGCUCCUCCGGCGAGGCAGCGUCUCUGAACACUGGUCCUGCUAAACCCAUGCUGCUGCUGCUGCUCGUCCUCUCUGCCUCUGCCAGCUGGGGGUAGAGUGUGAAACCAAGAGAACACACACACACACACACACGCACACACCGCAGCACACACAC